AUGCUGCGACCCCGGGCGAGAAGGGGCUGCGAUGAGCCAGCGCAGCCCUGCCCGUGCUGUACGAGCGCGUUGGCUCUGCCCGCAGGGGUGCGAGGGCGGCUCCGUGCCCGCUGCGCCUGCCCCGCCGAGGAGCCCAGCUGGCCCCGCGGGACCCUCGCUCCUGCCCCGCCGAGGAGCCCAGCUGGAGCCCACCUAGCUCCGUGGGAUACCCACUCCUGCCCCGCUGAGGAGCCCAGCUGGCCCCACGGGAUCCUUACUGCUGCCCUCGCGGGAUACUCACUCCUGCCCGGGUCGGGGCGCCCCCGCUCCCCCUCACUUCCUCUCCUCCUGCCGCCGCUGCUGCCGCAGCCUCACUGGGCGGCGCCGGGACGGCCCCGCCGAGCCACGCACCUGCCGCAGGUGAGGCGGGCGGGGCCCGAGCGAUUGCGAAGCGCCCGCUCCCCUUCCCGCCAGCGGCUCCUCCGCGGUCCCGGCACCGCCCGGUGCCAUCCCGUCCUGUCCCGUCCCGUCCCGUCCCCCACUUCUCGCUGUCCCGGGCACGUUCCACACUUCGCUCCUUUUCCCCCCUCAAAACAGGCAAGUCCGCAGCCGCCUAUAACAGCCAGUGCCGUAAAGCGAGGCGCGGGCGGCGCGACAGCCGCGAGGUCCUCGGAGCGAAGAUGGCGGCGGGGGAGUCGAAGAAACAUCUGUCGCUCUCCAAUAGCUGAAGCAGUUUUCAGAAAACUCGUAGCUGAUGAGAACCUUGAACGUAAGUGGAGGAUAGACAGUGCAGCAACAUCUGCCUAUGAAAUAGGAAGCCCUCCUGACUAUCGAGGACAGAAUUGCAUGAAGAAGCAUGGCAUUACCAUGAACCAUAUUGCCAGGCAGAUUACCAAAGAGGAUUUCCAGACCUUUGAUCAUAUACUUUGUAUGGAUGAGAGCAAUCUAAGAGAUUUGAACAGGAAAAGCAAUCAAGUUAAAGACUGCAAGGCCAAAAUUGAGCUACUUGGAACUUAUGAUCCACAGAAACAACUUAUUAUUGAAGAUCCGUACUAUGGGAACGAAAAGGACUUUGAAACUGUUUACGAGCAAUGUCUUAGAUGCUGUAAAGCAUUUUUGGAGAAGUAUCAUUAAUGCUUCAUCGUAUAAUUUCUAAAAGAAAAUAAUUAGUUUCUCCUGAAAUAUGUAAAGUUUACUUGAUUGAUGUAUUUAAAUUGUAAAAUUAUGCCACUACAUUCAAUACUUAGUUUAAUUUUGUAUUUUAGUUGUUUGGUUAUCUAAUGAAAAAAUAUAGAACAGUUUUAAUUGGAUUCUAUUAUAUCAACCAUUUUGUCACACAUCAAUGUAAUUAUAAAGUAUAUAAUUCAGGAUAAAUUUAUCUGUAAACUCUUCCAGUGCUUUCUCACAAGCACUGCAAAAGUAACGCCUUGCUUCUUUAUAUGUAGUGCUAACUGAACUGAGGUCUUGUCAUUCCAUCCUCAGUGAGUUGAUUUUAGUCAACUUUAAAUAGUAGUCUGUGAGAUAAUAAUUGAUGUGUAACUUAGAUGUGUCAUCGCAGUGUCAUUAGGCAGCCUUUGGAUGGAAGCUGUUCCAUGUGGAGUCUGCUAGACUAAAAGAUCUGCUGCUUGAUAGAACUGGCUGAGUCUUCCUUUGAUCCUCUGGUCAGUUCCUAGCACACUGACACAAGCACAUGUAACACAGCAUUUAUUUUGAGGAGAAAACAUGCCAGCUUAAAAGCUGAAAUGUGAAAUCACAUUUUGUAUCUCACAGUCUUAAAAUACUGGUCCAUGCAAACAAUGGAUGAGAAAUUUGCUGUAAUUCCAGUUCCUGCAUGAGGGUCAGACAGUAUUUCUAGAUUUACUCAAGAAAAUGUACAGCCUGUCAGAAGUGUUCUUUGAGAGCAUAGUUCAGUGUAAAAGACAGUCUGUCUGUAACACAGUACUAAGUUAGCAGAAAGCCAGUAAGUAGACAGUUUUGCUCUUGGGCAAAAUUCGAAUGCUUUGUAAGAGUCUAUGCCUGCUUUUCUGAACAUCACGCUUCCUGUCUGCCUUAGACGUGUAAAUGUUCUGAGAUCAGUAACGUAAGCGAUGCCAUGAUGAUUUUCCUGUUUUGAAUAUUCUCAGCAUUGGUAUGAACUAGCAUUACCACAAUAUCUGUAAAACUGGACCUAUAAAAUUUGUUUUCUUAUUUGGC
This is a messenger RNA of Parus major (Great Tit), 2172 nucleotides long. RefSeq names its product acid phosphatase 1 (gene ACP1). Gene Ontology annotation, biological process: protein dephosphorylation. Lineage: Eukaryota; Metazoa; Chordata; Aves; Passeriformes; Paridae. The record is from RefSeq and is a predicted model, not a curated record. The transcript is spliced from 7 exons. Bases 1 to 1113 code for a protein of 370 amino acids. Gene Ontology annotation, cellular component: cytoplasm. Gene Ontology annotation, molecular function: acid phosphatase activity; non-membrane spanning protein tyrosine phosphatase activity.